AUGUCUUCGAUACUUGUCAUAUACGUUCUCGCUUUCGUUGUGAUAUCAUACUGCUACGUCCACUCUAUCCUCGUUCCUAGACCCUUUCCGAAUAUUCCCUACAACAAAAUUUCGCGCUUCUUACCCGUUGGCGAUCUCAUACUCCUAGGUCUCUAUAACUUGUCCACUGGCGAAGUGUUCAGCUGGUUCUCGCUCCAAUGCGUCAAACACAAGUCUCCAAUGACACAGAUCUUCAUGCCCUCGAUCUCGACCACACAUCCGGUUAUCAUCAUGGCGGAUGUUCGGGAGAUCGAGGACGUGGCGACAAAGAGAGUGCAGGAGAUCGAUCGCGCGGAUAUUAUGCAUGCUUGGUUUGGCUUGUUGACGCCGAAAGCAACAGUUGGUUUGAAGACUAGAGACAUAGAGUUUAUGACGCAAAGACGCUUAUGGAAUACCAUGUUAAGUCCCCAAUUCUUGAACGAAGUCAUGGGUGUGACUUUUCACAAGGCUGCGGUCAAGCUUGCAGAUUUGUGGGAGGAACAAGCACAACUGGCGGGCAAUGAUUGUGCGUUCCAAAUGAUGGAAGAUAUAAAGAUGGUGACUCUUGAGGGAAUUUGGAAGGCGAUUCUUGGAUCAGAAUUCAGUCUACUCGAUGCCAGAGUGAAGAGUGUGAAAAGCUUUGGAGUGAUUCGAAAGAGUAAAGCGGUAGCCACAUUCAACAAAGGAGAAAUGCCAGACUUUUACACGACGUUGGAGACACUUCAAAUGUGCUUGGGCUGGACCAUGCAGGGGAUAAGCCCAAGAUUCUAUACUUGGGUCUUCAGAAGUACUGGUGUGCUGCCACGCGCAGAGAAGAAGAAAGACCAAGUACUCGAUCACUGCAUAACCACAGCACGAGAAAGACUUCGAAAACAUACCCAAAGCGACAAGUUAGACUUUACGUGUGGUCUCGAUCAGGUCCUGCAGAAAGAAGCCUCGUUGAACAAAAGAGUAGAGCUGAACGGCAUAUCAAUAAGCAACUCAGCCCUCAAAGACGAGAUUCUCGAGCUACUCAUCGCGGGACACGAAACAACCGCAUCCUCCAUCUGCUGGGCCCUCAAGUACUUGACCGACCAUCCUCUUGCACAAACACAACUUCGAAACUCAUUGUACUCUGCGAUACCAGACGCUAGUCCUUCAAACCUACCAUCUGCAAAACGUCUACUCGCAGCUUCUUUGCCUUAUCUUGAUGCAGUAAUAGCAGAAAAUCUGCGCCUCUCAGCAACAGGGCCUGUAUCAUUCCGGCAAACACUGACGGAAUGUGAAUUACUCGGACACGCGAUUCCUGCUGGAACACCCUUGAUUCUCAUCACUGCUGGACCGUCGUACAACGACCCAAAUAUGGCCCCACCUUCUCAAUUAAGCUCAGAUUCUGUACCCUGCUCAGACUUUUACCCGUACCCAUCCAUCCCAUCAAAUCCAAAUCAUCAUCCAACUCCUAGCCUCCACCAUACCGAAUUCAAUCCCUCACGCUGGCUUAUCAAGGGCGUGUUUGAUCCAAACGCGGUAUCCAUGUUUCCCUUCUCCGCGGGUCCGAGGGGGUGUUUCGGGAAGAAGAUUGCUAUGUUGGAACUGCGGAUCGUGCUUGCGGUGCUCAUCAUGCGGUUCCAGUUCCCACGGUUGAGUCCAGAACUGAGUAGGUACGGGGCAAAGGAUGGACUUACCAGACGACCUACCUGCUGUCAUGUCAGACCAAUGCUUGUUGAGACAAGGUGA
Messenger RNA from Dothidotthia symphoricarpi CBS 119687, 1734 nucleotides. Its product is annotated as cytochrome P450. The transcript has 2 exons. The record is from RefSeq and is a predicted model, not a curated record. Gene Ontology annotation, molecular function: monooxygenase activity; iron ion binding; heme binding. The coding region runs from base 1 to 1734 and encodes 577 amino acids. Lineage: Eukaryota; Fungi; Ascomycota; Dothideomycetes; Pleosporales; Dothidotthiaceae.